UAAAUUCAUUUUCACACAUCAAAAACUGAAAAAGAAAACAAAACAAAAAAAAAGACACAUUCUCCUUUUACAACCAAAACCAACGGCAACGAAGAUUCUUUCUCUUUCUUUCUCCCUCUUUUUCAUCAAAACCCCCAAAUUCGUCAAUUAGGGUUCAAUCCAAUUUCAAUUCCAAUUCCCAAUCUUCCAAAAUCCUUCAAAUUCUCUUCAAAUCCCGAAACUUUCCUUCACUGAUUCCUUCAAUUCACACAGCGAGCCUCCGUAGCUCGCUUCUUCGCCAAGAAACUAUGCCGAAAUUCUCCAUCAUUCUCACCUUCAUCGCUCUCAUCUUCAUCUUCCCAAUCCUUACAACAGCUGAAAACGAAGAAUCAUCCGUUCUCCGGUUACCGUCACAAAACGUCUGUUCCGUUACAACACCGUCAUCGUGUCCGGCGAAAUGCUUCCGAACAGACCCGGUUUGUGGAGCCGAUGGUGUGACAUACUGGUGCGGUUGCGCGGAAGCCGCGUGCGCCGGAGCUAAAGUUGCUAAAUUGGGUUUCUGUGAAGUUGGGAAUGGUGGAUCUGCAACGUUUCCUGGUCAGGCUCUUCUUUUGGUUCAUAUUGUAUGGCUCAUUGUUUUAGGGUUUUCUGUAUUGUUCGGAUUUUUUUAGUUUAAAGGGAAAAUUAUGAUAUUAUUGAAGAAAAAGAGGGAAAUUUAUGUAAUUAUGAGGAUGUUGUUGAUUGUCUAAUCUUCUGGGUUGGGUUGGUUUAGGUGAUUGGGUGUUAUGAAUCUUAUGAUUCAUGUGUAUUUUAAGGGGUUUUGGAGAUGUGUAUUUUUGUUUAUAUUGUUGAUUGAUCAUUUGACCAAUUCUUAUAUAUUGUAUGUAUAAUGAUUUCAUAUCAUAUGGAUCUUUUUACCCUGAGAAACUAGUUGCUAUUAUUGUGUAAUCUUAUUUUAAUUUCCAAUUUUGUUAUUAGUUAUGUUGUUGAUGGCCUAACAACUUGA
Molecule: messenger RNA, 985 nt
Organism: Medicago truncatula (barrel medic)
Lineage: Eukaryota; Viridiplantae; Streptophyta; Magnoliopsida; Fabales; Fabaceae
Exons: 1
Coding region: 288-650 (120 amino acids)
Source: RefSeq, a predicted model, not a curated record